This is a messenger RNA of Solanum lycopersicum (tomato), 810 nucleotides long. RefSeq lists its product as uncharacterized. Lineage: Eukaryota; Viridiplantae; Streptophyta; Magnoliopsida; Solanales; Solanaceae. The record is from RefSeq and is a predicted model, not a curated record.
AUGGGUGUGAGUACUACUGAAAAGGCUGAGCUUGAUGCCUAUCAACCCAAGGGUGUAGCUCAAACGUGGUACAAUCAAUGGAAGGAUAGUAGAGCUUUAGGAGGUGGUCCCAUAACUUGGGAGAUUUUCAAAAAGGCAUUUCUUGACAGAUUCUUCCCAAGGAAGCAAAGGGAAGAUAAGUCAGACGAGUUCAUUAACCUCCAUCAAGAAGGUAUGAGUGUUAACCAAUAUCGCAUAAAGUUCAUUAAGCUUUCCAAAUAUACUUUCUCUAUAGUUUCCAAUGCUAGGGAUGAAAUGAUCUGUUACGUAAUGAGGGUGUUUGAAGAGCUUGAAAAAGAAUGUCGUGCGACUAUGCGUUAUGAAAAUAUGGAUCUUCCUAGGUUUAUGGUUCAUGCUCAACAAAUAGAGGAGAGUCGUCUAAGGAAGAGGAAUAGAGAAGCUAAGAAGGCAAGGUCUUUUGAAAGUGGUUCUUCCAAGAGUAGGUUUGAUACUCAAGACAAGCCUAAGUUCAAUAAGAGGUUAUCAAACCAGGUUUCUUCAAAUCUCUUCAAGACUCAUAAUGAUAGGGUGUCUAAUCCUAAACCUCAAAAGGGGAGAAAUGUUGAUCCACCAAGAGAAAGACCAACUUGUGGUAUGUGUGGUAAGAAACACGUGGGUGAAUACCUUGUUGGAACUAAAAGUUGCUAUGGUUGUGUCAUAGGUUACCAUAUGGUGGAAGAUUUUCCUAAUGUGAGGAAUCAAGUAAAGGGGAAUAUCCAAGAUCUAUCAAGAGUUCCUAGCUCCGAAGCUCCAAAAAUGAAGAAUUUUUAA